CCUGCUGAGAUAUCCUUUUGGAGGAAAAUAUUUUGUUUUAUUGCCGUAUUUUUUUACAAAUUAAUGUUUUGGAUACAUUUCUUCAAGUGAUAUUAAAUAAUUUUAAGCAACACUAGUAUCAAGCACUAAGCAUCAUUCAACUAUUACCAUACUGAAAUACAUACUUAGUCUGUAGUGCGUUGUGUAGUAGUUUAGGAUAAAUUAGGUUAGGUAUGUGUACAUGCGUAGCACAUGUUUUGUAGAGAGUAUUAAAAUAUUUAUUUUAUUUACGAAUUGAAUAAAAAAGUACAAAAUGAAGAUUAAAAAUUUGAAGAAGAAUCCUCUAAGUCGUCCCAAAAAGGAGAAAGAAGAUGCAGUGGAAGAGAAUAAUUCAAGUACAUCAACGAGUCAAUCUGCAGAGGUUAUGUUACCAUCUGAAAGUAAUUUCAAUCAUAUUAAAUGUAAAGCUGUUAGGUACGAAAAGUGUAAGCAAUUGUUAAAACAAAAAGCAAAAGCUAAAAAGGAAGCAAAAAAAAAUAGAAUACAAGAGGAUGCUCCAAAGCAAGUACCGCAUACAAUAGAAAGUUUAAGAGAAAAAGAUGAAACCGCAAUAGUUGGUGAUUUGGAUGAUGAGGAAAAUGAAGAGGUUAAAGUUGAUUUGGAGCAUGAUGAAUUUGCUGCAUAUUAUAGAAAAGAAUAUGAGCCUAAGGUUUUGAUAACGUAUUCUGAUAAUCCAACAAGGAAGACUAGAAUUUUUGGUAGAGAACUUACACGAAUGAUACCAAAUUCUAUAUCUUUGUAUAGAAAUCGUUCUGGUGUUAAAAAGAUUGUUAAAAGUGCUAUUGCUAGAAAUUUUACAGACCUAAUUAUAGUCAAUGAAGAUCGCUGUGUACCAAAUGGAAUGUUAAUAAUUCAUUUGCCUGAUGGACCAACAGCAUAUUUUAAAUUGAGUAACGUUAAAAUCACACCUGAAUUAAGACGUAAUCAUAAAGAAAUUACAGAACAUAGGCCAGAAGUUAUUUUAACUAAUUUUACAACUCGUUUGGGAUAUACUGUAGGAAGAAUGUUAGGUGCAUUGUUCCAUUAUGAGCCUGAGUUUAAAGGUAGAAGAGUUGUAACUUUUCAUAAUCAAAGAGAUUAUAUCUUCUUUAGACAUCAUAGGUAUGAAUUCAAUUUGAAGACAGGUAAACCAAGAUUAAAAGAGUUAGGUCCACGAUUUACUUUAAAAUUGAAAUCAUUACAACAUGGUACGUUUGAUAGUAAGUAUGGAGAUUAUGAAUGGCUUAUUCAAGGGCGACGACAUGAAAUGGAAACCAGCAGAAGAAAAUUCUUCUUAUAAAUUCAUUGGUAAUAACUUUGUUACUUAUAUAAUUUAACAAUAAUAUAAAUAUAUAUAUAGAAAUCUAUUUCUGAUAAUUUGUAUAAAAAAAAAAAAAAAAAAAAAAAACUGAAUCCCAAUGGAUUUUUAAAUAAAAAUUUAAUUGUUUAAAAAAUUAACGAAUUUUAUUGUUUUGUAAUCGUAUGAUCGUUAUUCGUACGUCGUUUGAAUUAUUUAUAUUCUAUUUUUGUUCGUUUUAAUACAUAUACAGCAGCAAGUAGUCCUCCUAUAUUAACACCUAAUAUUUUUGUUAUUCUGAAUAAGUUACCAGCUUUUUGUAAUGCCUAUAAAAUAUAAGGAACAUUUAAUUUAUAUAAUGAUUAAUUGGAAGUAUUAUUUUUAUAUGAUUAAGACUUACUAAAUGAAAACUACGUCUAUCAUAUGUUAAUAAUACUAAUCGACCAGUAGUAGGUCUUACAACUCGACCUAAUUGCAGUAAGAACUCUUUAUAAAGCACUCUGUUGUCUGACAUUUUGCCACUGCGUUUCCCAAAAGGCUACAAAAUAUGUUUAGUGUAUCUCUGAAUUUCAUUAUUUAUAAUAAUGCAAAAAAAAUAAUAUUUAUAGAUACCAUAUCAGUCACAACAAUAUCAAUGGAAGAGUUUAAGAGUGGUAAAUAAGUAACACUCCAUUGUGUUAGAUCAACUUUAGACUUAAGACAGGAGAUAUUUAUAUUAGAUUUUGAUCUUAGCACAGCCUUUGUAUGAUUAUCUCCACAUAACAUGUAUGAAUUUUCAUAGGCUAAUCCUCCCUAGAAAUUUAUAUUUAUUUUGUAGAAUGAUAAAUGUAUAUAGUAUUUAAUUUUAUUUAAAACUAACAUACUUCAAUAGGAAUAGAACCACUUCCACACAUAGGAUCAAUUAUGAUAUCUCCUGGAUUUGGAUGUGCCAAUCUUAAUAAAUUGUAACAUAUGGUAGCUCUUAACGUAGUUGGUCCAAAAUGCAUAAUAUUUCUAUGAUGUUUGGAUUCAUGUGUAGUACGUAGUUGUGUCACUAUCUCAUCUAAUUACAUACAAAGAAAGAUAAUUUAAGAUCUAAAUGUAUCAUAGAAUUAAAUAAGUUUAGUGAUAAAAUAAUGUUUACUUUUAAUUAUUUUACAGAUUAUUUCCAAGUGAUAUGUAGAUAAGUCAACUAGCCAAUGAUAUUUAUCUUGUAGUUCUCCUCCUAUAAUUCUAGCAGCUUCAGGAGAUUCAAAGCUAUGUUUACCGAUUCUUUCACAAGUUACUCUAUAUCUUAAAACAUCAUUGUGGUCUGCAUCAGCUGGAUUCUGUCCUCUUUUUCUGAUUUUAGAACCGGUGGAUUUUAAGCUAUCAAAAAUUUUCUCACAUUUUCGAGCCUCUUCAUAUUCGUUAAUAGUUGGAUAGACUUUUCCUGAGAAUUGAGUAAUGUUUUUCCACGCAUUCAAUGCCUUUUCCAAUUUUACAUUAUCAUGUACAACAUUUGUACAUAAUUUUAAAUCAGCUUCCUUAUUGAUUCCAUCAAAGUUAAGUUUAAGUACACUUCCAAUUAUAAAUAUAUUAUCUAUUGAUCUCAUUUUUUGUACCUAGAAUGUAUAUU
Molecule: messenger RNA, 2912 nt
Organism: Vespa velutina
Lineage: Eukaryota; Metazoa; Arthropoda; Insecta; Hymenoptera; Vespidae
Product: probable ribosome production factor 1
Exons: 3
Coding region: 293-1318 (341 amino acids)
Biological process (GO): maturation of 5.8S rRNA; maturation of LSU-rRNA
Cellular component (GO): nucleolus; preribosome, large subunit precursor
Molecular function (GO): rRNA primary transcript binding
Source: RefSeq, a predicted model, not a curated record